Bombus impatiens (common eastern bumble bee) is the source of this 4041-nucleotide messenger RNA. RefSeq names its product cyclin-G-associated kinase (gene aux). The transcript is spliced from 7 exons. Gene Ontology annotation, molecular function: protein serine/threonine kinase activity; AP-2 adaptor complex binding; ATP binding. Gene Ontology annotation, biological process: positive regulation of Notch signaling pathway; regulation of clathrin-dependent endocytosis; protein phosphorylation. Lineage: Eukaryota; Metazoa; Arthropoda; Insecta; Hymenoptera; Apidae. Gene Ontology annotation, cellular component: cytoplasm. The record is from RefSeq and is a predicted model, not a curated record. Bases 97 to 3612 code for a protein of 1171 amino acids.
CGUCAGAAAGACAGUAUGGCCGGACAGCAUCGGCUGUCUGCAUUGUAACGUACAGAAACGCUUUCUGGGGGUUCGACGGGAUAUUUUAAAGGAAAUAUGUCAGAUUAUUUAAGAUCCGCUCUGGGAUACUUGAACGGAGCCACAAAUACCAAUGAAUACGUCGGACAAAUACUGGAAAUCAACAAUGUGAAAUUACGUGUGACCAGAUUACUCGCCGAGGGUGGUUGGGCUUUGGUAUUUGCAGUUGAAGACAUAAAUACAGGGAAAGAGUAUGCACUUAAGAGGCUUAUAGCAGUUGAUGAAGAUGCUAACAGAAGUAUUAUGCAGGAGAUAGAGAUUUUGCAAAAACUAUCUGGCCACCCAAAUAUAAUUCAGUAUCUCUAUGCUCAGCGUUUCGAACGCGAGGAUCGUCAAGGAUACGAGUAUUUAUUAGUAACGGAAUUAUGUCCUGGAGGUACAGUCGCAGAUACGCUCAGAAAUUUAUCGACGAAUUCUCUGACUCUCGCCCAGAUCUGUAAAAUAGCCUACCAGGCUACAAGGGCUGUGCACCAUAUGCACAGUCAGCAACCUGAACCACUAGUACACAGGGACAUAAAAUUAGAGAAUUUUCUAAUCGGGAGCGAUGGUCUGAUCAAGCUCUGCGAUUUUGGUAGCACUUCCAAUCAGCAAAUCUUGCCAAAUCCAUCUUGGAAUGCUCAAAAACGCGCCACUUUGGAGGAUCAGAUGGCGAAAUAUACUACACCCAUGUAUCGAGCUCCAGAGAUGAUGGAUACAUGGAACAAUGAGCCUAUUGGUCCUCCAGUUGAUUGUUGGGCGCUUGGAUGUAUAAUAUACUCUCUAAUAACACUAAGGCAUCCAUUUCCUGAAGGUAACAAGCUCGCAAUAGUUAAUGGCAAGUACACUUCACUUCCGCCUAAUCCUCGUUUAGCCUGUUUACACGACAUAGUAAAAGGAUGUCUCGAUGUGUCUCCGAUACGAAGGCUGACUACAUCAAUGAUUUUGGAGCGGUUAGCAGCGAUAGCCGAGUCAAACAAUUUUGAUCCUAGAGAACCCCCGAAAGUGGAAGUUUCAGUGAAGACUCCACCGCCUCCCAGACCUACUCAACCACCUAGCACACCCACUCCGCCACCGAGACCAUCUCCUCCGGUAAACGUACUACCUCCAAAGUCUACUCCAGCGACUCAAACUGCAGUCGCCAAGAUCCCCGUAGCUCAACCGACAGGCCUAUUUAGCUCAUUGAAAGGCGGUGCUGGCAGCAUUUUGCGAAACUUGAAGGAUACUUCGAGCAAAGUGAUGUACUCUAUGCAACAGAGCAUGGCCAGAACUGAAUUAGAUGCCAGUUACUUAACGUCGCGUAUAUUAAUCAUGCCCUAUCCAGCAGAUGGAAUAGAGUCUGCCUAUAGAGCUAACCAUGUGGAAGAUGUAAGAGCAUUUUUACAAGCUCGACAUCCUCCGCCAGCUCGUAUACAAUUGUAUAAUUUAUCUCGGGGUCGACCAAACGUGUCUAGACUUCCUGGUAGACAUAUCGACUGUUCUUUCGCCUAUGCUUCCUCGGAUUCUAAUGCCCCGCUGUUGUCAGCUCUCUAUCAGAUAUGUCAGGAUAUUUAUCGAUACCUGAAUGCCGAUUUUAAUCACAUCGUAGUGUUGUAUUGCAGUGAUGGAUAUAGAGCCAGCGCCACGAUCGCGUGUACUUUACUAAUAUACGCUAGAGCAUUCUCUACAUCUGAAGAAGCCAUAGCGAUGUUCAUAACAAGGCGACAGCCUCCCCAGCUGCAACCCUCGGAAUUACGCUGUAUUAAUUAUAUGAGUUUGCUGAGUACCGGUGUACAGCCUCAUACAAAGCCUCUAGCCCUUUGUUCCUUAAUAAUUAAGCCUGUUCCACUAUUUACUAGGGCAAAAGAUGGUUGUAGACCUUAUGUUGAUAUUUAUAGCAACGGAGCUUUAGUAUUUUCCACUAAGCGACCAGAAUACGAGGACAUAAAACUGUUUGGAAUGAUGAAGGGAAAGGUUCAGUUGGCACUUGGCAAUGCUACCGUUAGAGGAGAUGUUACUUUAGUCAUAUUCCACGCCAGGCAGCAGCUGGGUCGAAUGAUAGGAAUUAAAAUUGCCUCUGUUCAUUUUCAUACUGGUUACAUACCGCUUAGUGAAUCUGCUUUAACGUUCAAGAAGAAGGAUCUCGAUGAUGCGCCUGAAAUAGGCGGGAAUUUCAGUGUUAUUUUAAAUAUCAUGAUGGCUGAGGAGAAUCCAAAGAUGGCAAGAGUUCCAGCUCCUUGGGAAGCGGAAAUGUCCUCGAAAUUGGAACCAGAUCCAUUAUUCGGAUCUACUUUGGAAAUGGAAGAAACUUUAGAGAGCUUUAGAAUCUCUAAACCAGAAGAGAUUCAGAGAGAAGUAACGACUCCGCAACCAGUCGAAGCACAAAGCAACGUUAAUGUACAACAAGAAGUACCUCAACAGCCAGUAGAGGACAUAGAAGAGCAAAUAAAAGAAGAAAUCAAGUUACAAGAAGCAGAUUUAUUGAACCUAGGAAUGCCAGACACCAGUACCUUGAAUAAUACUGCGCAGGCUACAGUAAACCCGGGAUUAGAUAUUUUUUCUAACUCGUCAAAUUUAACUAGUCAAAAAGAAAGUGAUCUCUUAGGAGGCUUUGGUGAUUUUAUUCAACAAGAAACGAAAAACACCGUGCCCACUAUUACCGAUCCUGUCCAAAACGAUCUACUAUUUGGACACGAUCAGCCUACUACUAAGAAUGACAAUGCUAAUAAUAAUUUGAACAAUUUGUUCUUCAAUCAUAGACAGCCUACUACUAAGCAAAACCUUAACGAUUUAUUUGAUCCACUCGGUGGAAACACUGCGAAUUUUUUAGGAAGUAUGCAAGGUUCUAAACCAAAUAACACGAAGCCUCUAUCCGAGGAAAACUUUCCAAGAAAUUCGAGCGUUCCGAACUUCGCAGCUCAAAACAAGGAUCCCUUCGCGAGUCUUGCUAGCUCCCUGGGAGCUGGAUUAACGUCCAGUUGGAAUGGAACGCCGAGGAACUCUAAUACUCCACAAUCCGCUAGCCCCGCUCCAGCUAGCACACCGAUACACUCUAGCCCCAAUACGCACAGGAACGCAACUAACGAGACCAAUACCGCUGCUGCUGCUGCUGCUGAUACCGGUGCAACAGGCAAUAAAACAAGCAAACCAAGUGGAGAUGCUUUCGAGGAUCUAUUGGGCAGUCAAGGCUACAAUUUCUUCAGUUCGAGGAAAGCAGAGAAAGACAGCCCAAAGACAAUAAAUCAAAUGAGAAAAGUAGAAGCUGCUAAGAAUAUGGAUCCAGAUAGAUUGAAGAUUGCCGAAUGGACAGAAGGAAAGAAGGGUAAUUUAAGAGCCCUUCUUUGCUCGUUACAUACGGUUCUCUGGCCAGAAGCUGACAGAUGGCAACGGUGCGAGAUGCAUCAGUUAGUUUCUGCUGCGGAUGUAAAGAAAGCUUAUAGGAAAGCUUGUUUGGCUGUGCAUCCGGAUAAGCAAGCAGGAACGGCUAACGAGAACAUUGCAAAGUUAAUUUUCAUGGAACUGAACAAUGCUUGGAGUACAUUCGAGAACGAUGCGUCGCAACAAAACCUAUUUAGUUAAUUAUUCCGAUCUGACUGUUAUAUACUUGUUAUGUCCACGAGUUAAGGUAGUUCCUAGCGGAAAGAGAGACCCGAGAAUAUUAUUAAUUAUUAUUAAUUAUUAUUAAUUGUAAGAUAUUGACUAUAUUAUUAUUAUUGGUAAGACAUGACUCUCCGUGUUACAUUCCGACUAAUGUUAUCUCAGCUGUAGCGGAAGAAGAAAAAAGAAGAAGCAAUUAAGGGAUUAUAGUGAAUGCAGAUUUUCGAAAAAGCUGCAUCUAAAUGGCUAACUAUGUACAUGCAUCUUCUUAUCAUAUGAAAAAAGCCUUGUAAGAUCACUUAAAAAAAGGGGAACUGUAUUAGACGUAACUGCGGCAUAACGUGUAUAUGUAUAUAAGGCAAAAUGUAAAUUAAGGAAGAUUCCAAAUAUAUAAAGAUAUUUUCCGGCCGA